GGAUAAGUAAAUGUACUUUAUUUGCUAUUAUGAAAAACAAACUUGAAAACUUCUGUCUUAUUUUCCAGAAUAAAUUUUACAUAGAAACCAAGCUUAACAGAGACUUAAAAGAUGACCUUAUAAAGCUGUUUACGGAACAUGUUGCAGAAAAGCACAUUUACAACCUAAUGCCUUUACUUUUGGAAGCUCAGUCAACGCCGUUUCAAAUAACUCCUUCAACCAUGGCAAAUAUUGUGAAAGGCCUGUAUACACUACGACCAGAAUGGGUACAGAUGGCACCAGCUUUAUUUUCUAAAUUCAUCCCAAAUAUUCUGCCACCUGCUGUGGAGUCUGAACUUCAGGAAUAUGCUGCUCAAGACCAGAAACUUCAGAGAGAGCUUAUGCAGAAUGGUUUUACUAGAGGUGACCAGUCACGCAAGAGAGCUGGAGAAGAGUUAACUUACAAUGGCUCAUCAACUUGUGCAAGCUCCAGGGGGUACAGAUAGUGAAUAUACUGGAUCAGCCUCUAUUCCUAGCCAGAACAGACACUGGAGGAGCGCAGGUGGUAUCCGGAGCCUCCUUUGGCAACUGCUGAUACUCGAGCUCUGACACGAACUAUGCCUCAAAGAAGAGUUUUGGACUUUCUUCUUUAUAUAAUAAAAUGUCAGUUGCUGCUACAAUUGGGAUGACUUUGAAAGACAUGUUUCCUUGGUCUAGCCUAUCGACAAGUUCAUGUUCUGUGAUUUUUCUGUGAGGAAUGCACCUUGAAAAACAAUCCUUUCAAAGUGGAAAUGGGCAGCGAAAUCAGCAGCUUCCAAAAGUGUUAGAAUGGAAGAAUCUCUUUUUUGCACUCUUUUCUUAAUAUUAAGGACAUUCUUAAAACUAGUUAACACAUCAGUGUAUUAGUUUUUAAACUUUAAGGUAUUUUCUGGAGCUUUUACUUAAUAAGAAUAAAGUUUCAUUAUUUUGCA
Molecule: messenger RNA, 950 nt
Organism: Nestor notabilis (Kea)
Lineage: Eukaryota; Metazoa; Chordata; Aves; Psittaciformes; Psittacidae
Product: CDK2-associated and cullin domain-containing protein 1-like
Exons: 5
Source: RefSeq, a predicted model, not a curated record